Molecule: messenger RNA, 950 nt
Organism: Fundulus heteroclitus (mummichog)
Lineage: Eukaryota; Metazoa; Chordata; Actinopteri; Cyprinodontiformes; Fundulidae
Product: translation initiation factor IF-2-like
Exons: 2
Coding region: 36-950 (304 amino acids)
Source: RefSeq, a predicted model, not a curated record
GUUUUUAGAGGUUUUUUUUUCCCCCUCCACACGCUAUGGCUUGGGAGGGUUCCAGAUUGGCGUUCUGUCCCCCUGGUAUCGGUCCCAGACGCCAUCUCUCCAGCAGCCGCAGCAGCAGUAACCCGCUGCCUGCUCCGAGCUUACGAUUGGGAGGGCUUUUUGUCACUAAUUCAGGUUCUGCUCAGAAUAGAGGGGAUCACUCACCCAGCGACACCGCUGUCGGCUCUGCCCAUGGGUUUUAUCCAGACCCAACUUUGUUUAUGGAGGUCGAAGCGGAGGUGGUGCGGGAUCUUCGCCCGGAUCUUUUUCUCUCUCUCCCUCCAGAGGAGGAGAUGCAGGGAACGCUGUGGGCUCCGCCGAUCCCGGCUCUACCGACAGGAUCAAACCUCCAGCAAGUCCUGCCGUCCCGCCGUCGGAGGAGGGGACGGAAACCUGUGGGUCGCUCCUUCACCCGUUCUGUUCGGCCGACAGGCGAGUCAGUACCGCGCCCGUCCGUUGCCACUUCCUGCCCAGUGGAUCGGAGUCCGGUGCUCCCCAGAGCUGAGCAGCCCACAGCGCCUCCUGGUGGCGCCCGUGAUGCUGAGGAUCUGGCUCUGGAGGACCAGUUAAGAGCUUUUGCCCCUAUUAUUAAAGACCUUAGGGAGGCUCUUUUCUGCCAGUAUUCAGAGGAGCUGGAGGCAAAAUUAAAGGAGGUCGAGGGGCACUAUAGAGCGGCUCUCCAGGGUUUCUAUAGUGGACUCAAUCCUGUCCCCAAGGGUCCAGCCGACGCCCCGGCACCUGCACCUGUCCCAGAGGACCCGCCUCCUACCUCAGCUCCAGUGCCGGCCUCCGGCAGCUAUAAGGCAGCACUGUCUGCGCAGCCGGCCCAAGACGCUGCAACCCCGGAGGGUCCGCAGCCGGCCCAAGACGCUGCAACCCCGGAGGCUCUUACCCCCUCAUCUUUGGCUUGA